Molecule: messenger RNA, 582 nt
Organism: Lactuca saligna
Lineage: Eukaryota; Viridiplantae; Streptophyta; Magnoliopsida; Asterales; Asteraceae
Source: the annotation of a GenBank genome assembly
AUGUUGAAGAUUAUUCGUGUUCUUCCCCCUGUUGUUCCUAGCAGUCAAGUGAAAGCAAACUCCUCAACAUGGGAGGCAUCGGGUGAGACAUUAAACAAAAUUAACCAUGAAGUAAUGACUGUUGACCCUGCACUUGUAUUAACCAUCCAGGUUAUGUUGACUGACUUUGGGGUAGCAAAGCAAUUUGAUGAAAGCACAAGGUUAAAUUCCAUGUGUAGGACAUUAGAAUAUAUGACACCUGAAAUUGUACAAGGAAGGGGCCAUGAUAAUGCCGCUGAUUGGUGGAGUGUUGGAAUUUUAAUGUAUGAAAUGCUUACUGGAAAGAAUUUCAUUGGUGCUCCAACAUUUUUUCCAGGUAAACCCAUCUGGCCAGACCUCUGCAUUGCCUCUUACAAGGUAGAUCACACUUGCUUGGCUAAAUGUUAUUUUGUAUGCUUUCAAACUUGUCUUCUUCCUGAAUUCUUUUUCUUUCUAUCAUGGCAACCUUCAACAGUAGUUUUGGACCGGCACCUUCUUGCAAAAGAUAUCGUGUACGUGUUCUUCUGCUGCUAUUGUGGAUUCGAGAACAUCCUUGCUUACUAG